UAGAUACGCUAUCUAAUCGGGCCGGCAAAUAAAAUCUUGCAGUCUACAUUUUGCAUCGACGACGACUGUAUAAGAAGGUGUUAUCAGUUAUUAAACAACGAUUAAUAUGCUCAAUCAUUGUUCGAGAUGAUCAACUCUUUCAACUAGCUAUACAAAAUGGCUAAGUUCAUAAAGUCGAUCUUCCACACGGGUGAGAGGAAGUAUAAACAUGAUGAUGAGGACAAAACGGAGGCCUCCCCUCCUCUUGACGAUAGGAGAAAGCUGUCAAUAUCCCGGUCUGGUAGAUUGAAAGCGAAUAAGAAGAGGCAGACGUUGUCUUUGGAUGUGUAUGGGCAAGAAGAAAAUACAGAUUCCAAAUGCGACAAAAGCAAGAGUGAGAAGGACGGUAAAGAGGGACAGAGUCAGGAGACGACGCCGGAAGAGGAAAUAGACCACGCCUUCGAGAUUAUCGACAAAUCAUAGCGUUUACUGAGCUGUAAGUGUGAAUGUUUGGGAUAUCAUAGCUAUUUAGUAUUUAUGAACACAUCAAUCCC
Molecule: messenger RNA, 533 nt
Organism: Aricia agestis (brown argus)
Lineage: Eukaryota; Metazoa; Arthropoda; Insecta; Lepidoptera; Lycaenidae
Exons: 3
Coding region: 157-462 (101 amino acids)
Source: RefSeq, a predicted model, not a curated record